Messenger RNA from Cuscuta epithymum, 1370 nucleotides. The record is from the annotation of a GenBank genome assembly. Lineage: Eukaryota; Viridiplantae; Streptophyta; Magnoliopsida; Solanales; Convolvulaceae.
CUAGUUGCCAUCACUAUUUUCUAAUCUAUGACUCCGUAGGUCUUUUACAAUCCUCUCUGCAGUUCUUUGCUAAGCGUAAAACCAGACAUAAGGGGAGAUGAGUCGCGCCGCCCCAUUUCUUCCCAUAGAAAUCAUCGCCGACGUUCUCAAGCGACGGUGAAAUCCGUAAUCCGAUUCCAAAGUGUAUGCUCUCUCUGGAAGAAUCUCAUCCAGAGCCCAUCUUUCAUUGCCAGCCACCUCGACCGCGCCAGCGGAGAAGAUCCCUUUCUUAUUUGCAGACGGAGCCCCUUCUUCCACACCUCGACUAUAUAUUGUCUCGACCGCAACAUACAACUCUGCGAAGUUCAGAACAAUCCUUUUAUCGAGCUCCAAAAGAUCGUCGGCUCCUGCAACGGCUUGCUGUGUUCGAAUCGAGGAGCCUUUUACUCCCUUACUGUCUCUUUACUUGUGGAAUCCUGCGACUAGAGAGGUUAUACAGGUGCCUAGAAGCAGAACAAGCAUGGAUAUAUGUUAUAUUUGUAGUUUGGGCUUUGGAUUUAUUCCAACUGUGAACGAUUACAAAAUCGUCAUACCCUAUGUGACGCGGGGUGAUGUUCCGGAAAAUGGAUUUGAAGUUUAUUCUGUAUCCACGCAUUCAUGGAAGAAAAUAGAAAUGACUAUCUUAAAGGACAUACAGUUUGUUGGUGAUCCCAUUAAUACUAAUGGGUCUAUGUUUUGGUUUGCAACACAGAGAGGUUUGGCAUCUCAUGGGAAAGAGUAUACUAAUGUCAUAAUCUCCUUCUGUUUAGCAAUGGAUGAGGUCAGAUUGAUACCACCCCCUCCUUUAUCCAGGAACGACGUUGCUAGGCUGACUGUGUAUGAGAAUAGGCUUGCCAUAUUUCAUUAUUCUAGUGCUUUAAACACAGGAAAUUUUUCGAUCGAUUUGUGGGUUAUGAAGGAAGGCAUUGGUGGUUCGUGGAGUAAGAUAUUGACUUGUGGUCCUUAUCCACUCUUUGUAAGACCGAUGACCAUUUGGAGGAACCAGAUUGUCUGCGAUGUGUCUACUAAAUGUGCUGUAGAGGGGGACGGUGAGAACGAUGAGGUUGGUGGUAUUGAUAGUCUUUUGUUUGAUCUCACUUCUAAGGAAGUCAAGGUCCUUUUUUCGGGCACAUGUAGCAUUCUUCGUGAUGUUUAUAGCUAUGUCGAAAGCCUUGUAACCAUCAGCAAUAUCCACACUGCAAAGCAUUGAUUUUAAAGCGUAAUUAUUAUUGAAUUAUUAUUAUUAUGCAUUGCAGAUUUACUGAUUUGGCUCUGUAGACAGUGAUUAUUUAAUUGUCUGUUCGAAGUUGUAGAACAACCAAGAUGACAUUUGACUGAAAUAGUACUCAAUU